Molecule: messenger RNA, 915 nt
Organism: Antechinus flavipes (yellow-footed antechinus)
Lineage: Eukaryota; Metazoa; Chordata; Mammalia; Dasyuromorphia; Dasyuridae
Gene: CMC1
Product: C-X9-C motif containing 1
Exons: 4
Coding region: 123-479 (118 amino acids)
Cellular component (GO): mitochondrion
Source: RefSeq, a predicted model, not a curated record
AAGGGGGCGGAGCUAAGCAAGGACGCGGCAGCUCAUAUCCCCACAGGGAAAGGCACGGGAUAAAGCCCUCCGCCCCACCUGAGACCCCGCCCCCCGACCGAGGCCCCGCCCCUUCUUGCGCUAUGGAGACGUCAUCACCGUCGCCGCAGCCUGAGAUGGAGCAGAACCGAGCAGAAGACCUUCAUCUCAGACAUGUAGAAAAAGAUGUUUUGAUUCCUAAGAUUAUGAGAGAGAAGGCCAGAGAGAGGUGUUCUGAUCAAGUGCAAGAUUUUACGAAAUGCUGCAAAGACUCUGGCUUUCUUAUGGUGGUAAAAUGUCAGAAAGAAAAUUCAGCUUUAAAAGAAUGCCUAACUGCACAUUAUCAAAACCCAGAUUUUUAUGAAGAGUGCAAAAUGGAAUAUUUGAAGGAAAGAGAAGAAUUCAGAAGAACUGGAAUUCGUUCUAAGAACAGGCUGCAAAAGCUUCCUACCAGCAUGUAACAAAAUAGUUAAUUUUGAAUUAUUUCAAUAUUGAAUAUUGAAUUUAUGAAUAAUUUUUUACUCUAUUCUAAUGGCAAAAGCAUGAGGCAAGAAGGUUUGUCCCUUAACAUUAUGGAUAUAUUUUUGUUGUUUGAAAUAAAUAUCUUUUAUUACACUUCUUUAAUAAAGUUUUAAUUUAUUGAUUAGAUUAUGAGUGCAUAGAAGAAAUGUGUUUAUGAAUAAGGUGGAUGUAUUCCCUCCCUCCUGCCUGUGGAUGUGUAAGUUCUGCUCAUUUUUACCAUCACUUGUAUGGGUUUCACUCCGCUCCCCCUCCAUUGUAUGACAUGUCUCAAGAACCUUUUGUUGUUGAAUCAUUUGAUAGAUGAAUGGAUGUGUUUGGUUCAUUCCACAGUUUGAUAAUAAAAUCUGAGGGGUUCUUCCCUUUGUAUACACUUUA